UUUGCCCCGGGCUCGCACGCGGGACACCGAGGCUCCAGCGCCUGCUACCCCUACUCCUGCUCAGGUCGCCCCGCGCUCCCAGCCUCUCCCCAGCAGGUCUUUGCCGGCCUGUGCCCUAGUCCUGAGCAGUGUGGCUAGAUGGAAGACCGUGGAAGUGCCUGGGCUUGAACUAAACCUAAGAUAGCAUUUAGGUGUCUUAGCUGUCCCCCAAGACCGCCUGUGCCAAGCGCAGCAUGGGUGGGGGGCUGAUUGAGAGAUAUGUGGCCGCCAUGGUGCUGAGCGCAGCUGGAGAUGCCUUGGGAUACUUCAAUGGGAAGUGGGAGUUCCUUCGGGAUGGGGAGAAGAUACACCGGCAGUUGGCCCAGAUGGGUGACUUGGAAGCCAUAGACGUGGCACAGUGGAGAGUCAGCGACGACACGGUGAUGCACCUGGCUACAGCAGAGGCACUCCUGGAAGCCGGCACAUCCCCGAGCUUGGCUCAGCUGUAUUCCCUUCUAGCUAAACAUUAUCAGGACUGCAUGAGAGACAUGGAUGGCCGGGCGCCAGGUGGUGCUUGCAUGCAGAAUGCCAUGCAGCUGGAGCCCAACAGGCCUGAUGGCUGGAGGAUCCCCUUCAACACCCACGAGGGUGGCUGCGGAGCUGCUAUGCGUGCCAUGUGCAUCGGGCUGAGGUUCCCUCACCCUAGCCAGCUGGAUAUGCUAAUCCAAGUGAGCAUCGAGAGUGGCCGGAUGACCCACCACCACCCCACAGGCUACCUGGGAAGCCUCGUGUCGGCUCUUUUUACAGCGUAUGCCGUGAAUGACAAGCCACCGAGGGAGUGGGGAAGAGGGUUGAUGGAGGUGUUACCAGAAGCCAAAAACUACAUUGUCCAGUCAGACUACUUUGUGGAGGAAAAUCUCCAACACUGGUCUUACUUCCAGAAAGAAUGGGAAAAGUACCUGGAACUUCGAGGGAUUUCAGAUGGCAGGUCAGCUCCCGUCUUCCAGAAGCCCUUCGGGGUGAAGGAGAGGGAUCAAUUCUACAUCUCCCUGAGUUACUCUGGCUGGGGCGGCAGCAGUGGACACGAUGCCCCCAUGAUCGCCUAUGAUGCCCUCCUGGCUGCGGGGGAUUCCUGGAAGGAACUUGCACACAGAGCCUUUUUCCACGGCGGAGACAGCGAUUCCACAGCAGCCAUCGCCGGCUGCUGGUGGGGAGUGAUGCACGGUUUUAAAGGAGUCAACCCUUCUAACUAUGAGAAACUGGAGUACCGACAACGGCUGGAAGAGGCAGCACGGGCUUUAUAUUCUCUUGGGUCAAAAGAAGACACUGCAUUUGGCCCCUAGGAGAGGGUGGUGUUUUCUUUUCCUUUCUUUUCCUGGUGACUUCUUUCUCCAUAGCCGUGGUUCUGCUCAGUCUAUUCAAGUAUUCUCAUCUCAUGCUCAGACUUUAGCAAGCACAAGUUCCUUGGGCGCCCUUAGCCCUGCCUUCUCACACGCUUUUCCUGUGUUCCCACGCUUCCCUCCUCUCCCCGGGUUCAUCUCUGUGUUUGAGAAUCUUUUUAUUUCACUUGAUGGUGUCAGCUUUUCCCCUUCCAGAAGCACCUUGUAUUUGAAUCUUUGUUUUUGAUUAUAGAAUUGUU
Microtus ochrogaster (prairie vole) is the source of this 1618-nucleotide messenger RNA. RefSeq names its product ADP-ribosylarginine hydrolase (gene Adprh). Gene Ontology annotation, biological process: protein de-ADP-ribosylation. The record is from RefSeq and is a predicted model, not a curated record. Lineage: Eukaryota; Metazoa; Chordata; Mammalia; Rodentia; Cricetidae. Gene Ontology annotation, molecular function: ADP-ribosylarginine-[protein] hydrolase activity; magnesium ion binding.